Molecule: messenger RNA, 1711 nt
Organism: Pleuronectes platessa (European plaice)
Lineage: Eukaryota; Metazoa; Chordata; Actinopteri; Pleuronectiformes; Pleuronectidae
Gene: mtch2
Product: mitochondrial carrier homolog 2
Exons: 13
Coding region: 70-975 (301 amino acids)
Biological process (GO): positive regulation of apoptotic process
Cellular component (GO): membrane; mitochondrion
Source: RefSeq, a predicted model, not a curated record
CGCUGUGGGCUUCUCGGCGGCAAGAAGAACCAGAAGAGCUUCCUGACUGUCUCCCCUGGCUCUCCAAAGAUGGCGGACACGUGUGGCCAAGUAUUGCUGGGAUCAGGGUUCACCGUCCUCUCCCAGCCUCUGAUGUACAUCAAAGUCCUGAUCCAGGUAGGACAUGAGCCGCUCCCUCCCACCAUGGGCAGGAACUUGUUUGGCAGACAAGUUUACCAGCUGCCUGGACUGUUUGCUUAUGCAAAACACAUAAUCCAAAUUGAUGGAAAAGCGGGGCUCUUCAAAGGACUUGGUCCAAGGCUCUGUGCAGGCACCAUUGGCACUGUUGUGCACAGCAAAGUUUUGCAGUGGUGUCAGGAACAAGGCACAUCUCAGGUACUGGGCAUCCAGCAGAAGGCGGUGGAGGGCUCCCUUCAGCAUGUUGUUAAUGAGACAACUAAAGAAAUGAUAGCUCGUUCCUGUGCCACGAUUGUCACACAUCCCUUUCAUGUGAUUACUUUGCGGUGUAUGGUCCAGUUUAUUGGGAGAGAAACAAAAUACAGUGGUGUGUUUGACUCCAUCAUCACAGUCUACAGAGAAGAAGGCGUACUGGGUUUCUUUGCUGGUUUGAUUCCUCGCCUGCUCGGUGAUGUGCUGUCCCUGUGGAUUUGCAACCUACUGGCACACCUCAUCAAUACAUAUGCCAUUGAUGACUCGAUGAGUCACACAGGCGAAAUUAAGAACUGCUCCCAGGCUGUAACAGGGUUCUUUGCCAGUAUGCUCACAUACCCUUUUGUGUUGGUGUCAAACCUCAUGGCUGUCAAUAACUGCGGGCUCGCUGGAGGCCUGCCUCCCUAUGCAUCAAUAUAUCCCACCUGGGUGGACUGCUGGAGACAUCUAAGCAGAGAGGGCAACAUGAGCAGAGGAAACAGUUUAUUUUUUCGGAAACGUCCUGCAGGAAAGAUGUACGCAAUUGAACAGAAGAGAUUUUUUUGAAGCCUCAAGAGAGCUAAGCUGAACAUAGCUGUGAUAAUGUAACAGAAAAAAAAAUCAACAAUGCCUGAACUCGUGCUGGACAGUCGGCACGUUAUUCUUUGUAUGCACUUGUUUACUCUGAGGUUUUUUUCCCUAAAACUGGCCACAUUGUGAUUAAAGAAAAAUAUAAAGUUUCCAGUUUACCUCUAUCAGGUUGUUUUAUUAAUAGAAAUGUAUUAACGGAUUGAAACUGCAGGCUCAUUAUACAGUGAGAUGGAUCAGGAUCUCUUCUUUUGAAACCCACAUGUAAUUUUAAAAAAAUGGGAGGAUGACUUGUAGUUGCAACAACCCAUGCAUACUGUUAUGACAGACCAAUGUGUUAUCCCCCAUGUUUUUAUUAUCUAUAGUGAUAUAUCAUUAACUCCCCUUCCUCCGUGUGAUGGGAUUGUUUUGUUGAAAAAAAGCACUUCAGUCUGCAUGUGGUAAUUUCUAAAAUUCACACUAAUGAUCAAGUGGGACCUCUUGUCAUGUGGUAUUGUCUUCUUGUGUUAGUCAUUCUAAAGCUUAUUGCUGGAUGGGCUUGUAAUGCUUAUGAAAAGGAGGUGAAAACUCUGAGGUGGAGGUUUUCCAGGAGCAUAUGUUCUUGUACAGGGGCAUGGAGAAGAGCCUAUACUGACCAAAAUCUCUGACACUGAACAUUUAAGUGCUGGUAUAAGCUCAUCCUGACUGACCCAAAUAAAAAAAUACGCUUUUUGGA